Molecule: messenger RNA, 340 nt
Organism: Plectropomus leopardus (leopard coralgrouper)
Lineage: Eukaryota; Metazoa; Chordata; Actinopteri; Perciformes; Serranidae
Source: RefSeq, a predicted model, not a curated record
GAAACGCUGUCGUCUGUCGCCACCUGGCUGGAGUCUCACCCAAAGGAGAUUGUUAUUCUUGCUUGCAGCCACUUCGAGGGAAUCGAAGACAGCCUCCAUCAAUUGUUUAUUUUCUCGCUGAAGAAGCUGUUCGGCUCUAAACUCUGUCCCUGCAAGGAAGCGGUCCUGACCCUGCGGAGUCUGUGGGCGUCCGGUUACCAGGUCGUCCUGUCCUACGAGUCCCAGAUCGCAGCGAGACAUCAGGAGCUGUGGCCUGCCAUCCCUUACUGGUGGGCCAACCAGCGCACGGCACAGGGAGUGAUCAGAUACCUGGACUGGAACAAAGACCUGGGACGUCCAG